Molecule: messenger RNA, 6149 nt
Organism: Lontra canadensis (Northern American river otter)
Lineage: Eukaryota; Metazoa; Chordata; Mammalia; Carnivora; Mustelidae
Gene: DIP2C
Product: disco interacting protein 2 homolog C
Exons: 38
Coding region: 1-4839 (1612 amino acids)
Source: RefSeq, a predicted model, not a curated record
AUGGCGGACCGCGGCCUGGAGGGCAUGGCUCUGCCGCUGGAGGUGCGGGCCCGGCUGGCCGAGCUGGAGCUGGAGCUGUCGGAAGGUGACAUCACCCAAAAAGGAUAUGAAAAGAAGAGGUCGAAACUCAUUGGAGCCUACCUGCCCCAGCCUCCGACAGCGAACGGAGCUGCCGUGGUCCGCUGCAGGCUGCAGCACGGUGAAGGCGCCCCGGGAAGAGCACCGCGCUCCGGCAACAUCGGGGUGUGCGACGUCCGAGAAGCCGCGGGCCGAGAGCGGGUGGCCAGCACCGCGGGGAACCGGCCGCUGUUUUACUUUCGCUUCGGGGUGGAUCAGGCGUUGCCUCCCGAGCGCCGGGCUCCCGUCACUCCUGCUCCUUCCACUCGCUAUCACCGCCGGAGGUCCUCAGGGUCACGAGAUGAGCGCUACCGGUCAGACGUCCACACGGAAGCCGUGCAGGCGGCACUGGCCAAGCACAAGGAGAGGAAGAUGGCGGUGCCCAUGCCUUCCAAGCGCAGGUCCUUGGUGGUGCAGACCUCGAUGGACGCCUACACGCCCCCAGAUACGUCGUCCGGCUCGGAAGACGAGGGCUCGGUGCAGGGGGACUCGCAGGGGACGCCCACCUCCAGCCAGGGAAGCAUCAACAUGGAGCACUGGAUCAGCCAGGCCAUCCACGGCUCCACCACCUCCACCACCUCGUCCUCCUCCACCCAGAGUGGGGGCAGUGGCGCCGCCCACCGGCUGGCUGAUGUCAUGGCCCAGACGCACAUAGAGAAUCACUCUGCACCUCCUGACGUGACGACUUACACCUCAGAACAUCCGAUCCAAGUGGAAAGGCCGCAGGGCUCCACGACGUCGCGGACGGCGCCCAAGUAUGGCAACGCGGAGCUCAUGGAGACAGGCGACGGGGUGCCUGUAAGCAGUCGGGUGUCGGCGAAAAUCCAGCAGCUCGUCAACACCCUCAAGCGACCGAAGCGGCCGCCGUUACGCGAGUUCUUCGUGGAUGACUUUGAGGAACUGCUGGAAGUUCAACAACCAGAUCCGAACCAGCCCAAGCCGGAGGGAGCACAGAUGCUGGCCAUGCGCGGGGAGCAGCUGGGAGUAGUCACCAACUGGCCCCCGUCCCUGGAAGCCGCGUUGCAGCGCUGGGGGACCAUCUCCCCGAAGGCCCCCUGCCUGACCACGAUGGACACGAAUGGGAAGCCGCUGUACAUCCUCACUUACGGCAAACUGUGGACAAGAAGUAUGAAGGUUGCUUACAACAUUCUGCAUAAAUUAGGUACCAAGCAAGAGCCGAUGGUGCGACCUGGUGACCGGGUGGCGCUGGUGUUUCCCAACAACGACCCCGCUGCCUCCAUGGUGGCCUUCUACGGCUGCCUGCUGGCCGAAGUGGUCCCCGUGCCCAUCGAAGUGCCGCUCACGAGGAAGGAUGCUGGAAGCCAGCAGAUCGGGUUCUUGCUCGGGAGCUGUGGAGUCACCGUGGCCUUGACGAGCGACGCCUGCCACAAAGGACUACCGAAAAGCCCGACGGGCGAGAUCCCGCAGUUCAAAGGGUGGCCGAAACUGCUGUGGUUUGUCACCGAGUCAAAGCACCUCUCUAAGCCGCCUCGAGACUGGUUCCCACACAUCAAAGACGCAAACAACGACACCGCGUACAUAGAGUAUAAGACGUGCAAGGACGGGAGCGUGCUCGGGGUGACCGUGACCAGGAUCGCGCUGCUGACCCACUGCCAGGCCCUCACGCAGGCGUGCGGCUACACGGAAGCGGAAACCAUAGUGAACGUGCUGGACUUCAAGAAGGACGUUGGGCUCUGGCAUGGAAUCCUGACCAGUGUCAUGAACAUGAUGCACGUCAUCAGCAUCCCGUACUCGCUGAUGAAGGUGAACCCGCUGUCCUGGAUUCAGAAGGUCUGCCAGUACAAAGCGAAAGUGGCUUGUGUGAAAUCCAGGGACAUGCACUGGGCGCUGGUGGCACACAGAGAUCAGAGGGACAUCAACCUCUCUUCCCUGCGGAUGCUGAUCGUGGCCGAUGGCGCAAAUCCCUGGUCCAUCUCGUCCUGUGACGCCUUCCUCAACGUCUUCCAGAGCAAAGGCCUGCGCCAGGAGGUCAUCUGUCCGUGCGCCAGCUCCCCGGAAGCCCUCACCGUGGCCAUCCGGAGGCCCACAGACGACAGCAACCAGCCCCCGGGCCGGGGCGUCCUCUCCAUGCACGGGCUGACCUACGGCGUCAUCCGCGUGGACUCGGAGGAGAAGCUGUCUGUGCUUACCGUGCAGGACGUCGGCCUCGUGAUGCCUGGUGCCAUUAUGUGUGCUGUGAAGCCGGACGGAAUCCCUCAGCUCUGUAGAACGGAUGAGAUCGGGGAGCUCUGCGUGUGCGCCAUCGCGACGGGCACGUCUUACUACGGCCUCUCGGGCAUGACCAAGAACACCUUCGAGGUGUUUCCCGUGACAAGCUCAGGGGCCCCUGUCGGCGAGUACCCCUUCGUCAGGACGGGCCUGCUGGGCUUCGUCGGCCCCGGGGGGCUUGUCUUCGUGGUGGGCAAGAUGGACGGACUCAUGGUGGUCAGCGGGCGCAGACACAAUGCUGACGACAUCGUGGCCACAGCGCUGGCCGUGGAGCCCAUGAAAUUCGUCUACAGGGGAAGGAUCGCCGUGUUCUCGGUGACCGUCCUGCACGACGAGAGGAUCGUGAUCGUGGCCGAGCAGAGGCCCGACUCCACGGAGGAGGACAGCUUCCAGUGGAUGAGCAGGGUUCUCCAGGCGAUUGACAGCAUCCAUCAAGUUGGGGUUUACUGCCUGGCCUUGGUUCCAGCAAACACCCUCCCCAAAACCCCACUCGGCGGGAUCCACCUGUCAGAAACGAAGCAGCUCUUCCUGGAGGGCUCACUUCACCCCUGCAAUGUCCUGAUGUGCCCCCAUACCUGUGUCACAAACUUGCCUAAACCUCGACAGAAGCAACCAGAAAUCGGCCCCGCCUCUGUGAUGGUGGGGAACCUGGUAUCUGGGAAGAGGAUCGCACAGGCCAGCGGCAGGGAUCUGGGCCAGAUUGAAGACAAUGACCAGGCCCGCAAGUUCCUUUUCCUGUCGGAGGUCCUGCAGUGGAGGGCGCAGACCACCCCCGACCACGUCCUGUACACGCUGCUCAACUGUAGGGGUACGAUAGCGAGCUCACUCACGUGCGUGCAGCUGCACAAACGAGCCGAGAAGAUCGCCGUGAUGCUCAUGGAGAGAGGACACCUGCAAGACGGGGACCACGUGGCUCUCGUCUACCCGCCAGGGAUAGACCUCAUCGCGGCGUUUUAUGGCUGCCUCUACGCGGGCUGCGUGCCAAUCACCGUCCGCCCCCCUCACCCACAGAACAUCGCAACGACGUUGCCGACUGUGAAGAUGAUCGUGGAGGUGAGUCGCUCCGCCUGCUUGAUGACGACGCAGCUCAUCUGUAAGUUGUUGCGGUCCAGGGAGGCGGCAGCGGCCGUAGACGUCAGGGCCUGGCCCCCCAUCCUGGACACAGACGAUUUGCCAAAGAAGCGGCCUGCCCAGAUCUACAAACCUUCCAACCCAGACACGCUCGCUUAUCUUGACUUCAGCGUGUCCACGACCGGGAUGCUCGCCGGAGUGAAGAUGUCUCACGCAGCCACCAGUGCCUUCUGCCGUUCCAUUAAGCUGCAGUGUGAGCUCUACCCCUCUCGAGAAGUGGCCAUCUGCCUGGACCCGUACUGUGGACUCGGGUUCGUCCUGUGGUGCCUCUGCAGCGUGUACUCCGGGCACCAGUCCAUUCUCAUCCCGCCUUCCGAGCUGGAGACCAGCCCUGCCCUGUGGCUUCUCGCCGUGAGCCAGUACAAAGUCCGGGAUACGUUUUGCUCCUAUUCAGUCAUGGAACUUUGCACCAAGGGGCUGGGCUCGCAGACAGAGUCCCUCAAGGCGCGAGGACUGGACCUGUCCCGCGUGCGGACGUGUGUGGUGGUGGCCGAGGAGCGGCCUCGGAUAGCGCUCACGCAGUCCUUCUCGAAGCUCUUUAAAGACCUGGGUCUGCACCCGCGGGCCGUGAGCACCUCCUUCGGCUGCAGAGUGAACCUGGCCAUCUGCCUGCAGGGGACCUCGGGACCUGACCCAACCACCGUCUAUGUUGAUAUGCGAGCUCUGAGACACGACAGAGUCCGCUUGGUGGAAAGAGGCUCCCCUCACAGCCUGCCCCUCAUGGAGUCAGGAAAAAUACUUCCAGGGGUUCGGAUCAUAAUUGCGAAUCCAGAAACGAAAGGACCGUUGGGUGACUCCCACCUGGGUGAGAUCUGGGUUCACAGCGCCCACAACGCCAGUGGCUACUUCACCAUUUACGGAGACGAGUCCCUCCAGUCAGACCACUUCAACUCAAGGUUAAGUUUUGGAGACACGCAGACAGUCUGGGCGCGGACAGGCUACUUGGGGUUCCUACGGAGGACGGAGCUCACGGACGCAAACGGAGAGCGCCACGACGCCCUGUACGUGGUAGGCGCGCUGGACGAAGCCAUGGAGCUGCGGGGCAUGCGGUACCACCCGAUCGACAUCGAGACCUCGGUCAUCCGAGCCCACAAGAGCGUCACGGAGUGCGCGGUGUUCACCUGGACUAAUUUGUUGGUGGUCGUGGUUGAGCUUGAUGGGUCAGAGCAGGAAGCCUUGGACCUGGUGCCCUUGGUGACCAACGUGGUCCUGGAGGAGCACUACCUGGUGGUGGGGGUCGUGGUCGUGGUGGACAUCGGCGUCAUCCCCAUCAACUCCCGGGGAGAGAAGCAGCGGAUGCACCUGCGAGACGGGUUUUUGGCCGACCAGCUGGACCCCAUCUACGUGGCAUACAACAUGUAGCGUCAUCUCUGGCUCCCACAGACUUUUCUAGGAAAGUAACCGUUUCUAUCAGUGUCCCAAACGUUUGCAGACACGGGGGCGACAUUCACCGGAACGGAGCCUCUGUUCGCGCGGCGGUGAGACUUUCCGUAGCAGUCCUGAUUGGCAUGGGGGUGGAACGUGGAAUGUGCAUUACCACUGAAGCUUGCUCAGAAGGACUUUGGAUUACUGCCUUCGGUUUGUUGGAAAAACCCAUUUCAAAAACUUUCUUUUCUUUUUUUUUUAAUUAUUGAAUAAUAAGUGCUUUCUUCGUAAAUGUGGUAUUUUGUUAAGCCAAAAUAGCAAUUAAAAAAAUAUUCUGCCCUCCAGGUGGGUUCUUUUAAACAAUUUAUGUAGUGUGACAAAGAAUUGUUUUCUCUGUUUAAUGUGUCAUGAAAUCUUAAUGACAUGAACCUUGUUACUAAUUUAAGCCAUUGCUAGAUUUCAUCCUUUUAGGAAAGUUUGUUGAGGUACGAGAAAACCUUCCAAAUAGCACCUUCCAAUUAGAUUUUAGCAGCUUUCUUUGUCAGAAGUGUGCUGGAGAAACAAAGGCUAACAUACAGCCUUUGAAGUUAGCAUAGAGUGAGAAGAAAUUAUAAAUAAGGUGUAUUUCGGCAACUAUCUUGCAGAUACCUUUGUACUAAACUAAAAAGAUAAAAUAAGUUAACUUCUUCACAUGUAAUUAUGUACAAAACGUUUAAUUUAUUUUGAUCUCUUUAGAAGUAUAAAAGAGAAAAACAUUCAAGAACAUUAAAGUCUUGUAAUGUUUGCUAAUAUAAAAAAAGUGUUGUAUUAUCUUGCGUGGAUAGUAUCACAACAAAUAUAUAUAUAUAUGAAAUAUAAAUUCACUAAUGAACAAAGGAGAUUUUAAAGUUUAAAAUGCAGAAGCUGUCACUUGCAUGGUGUUCCCCUCACUGUACUGUAGAUAAAGCGAGAUUGUCUCACACCCACUUUGCUGACACGAGCAAUCCCGGAUUGCCUGUAGCCCGGUCUACCUGUUUCUUCUAGAACCAGAGACCAGCAAGUGAAGUUGUUGCCAUCUCAGAGAUGGGGAAGGAAUCGGAGGCUAAACGUGCACUAUUUUCCCUUUGCCGUGGGGGCAGCGGUGAGCGGUCUGUGCCAGUGCGUGCUUGCGACACUGAGCGGGCAUCAGGGAAGGCAGGUGGUGAGCGCCACUGUUCUCUUAGCUGCAAGAAUUCCUUGUUCUUCAUCAUUUUUGUUCACGUCACCCUUUCUGGUCCUUGGUAUGGAAAGGAAUGCUCUUCCGUGGUGGUUUGCACCGGUUGCGUCGA